CGAAAAUCGUGCGGAUCAUUUCAGCACGCAAAGUAUUUCUUUGAAAAUAGUGAUAUAUUGAUAAUAUUACCUUAAUUAGCUUCGACGCAAGAUUAUCCUAAAGCUCAAAAAAUGUCCUCCAAAGAUUUUCCCGUGAUCGAAGAUAACGAUGUGCUUCUAAUAAGCGAAACCAUCGCUCUGGAAAGUGAAGACGAAGAGCAACCGGAAAUGAAGGCUGAGCGCAAAUACGUGGCCAACCGUGGCUCUAGUACGGGGCCGAUUGAGAUAGUGGACCUGGAAGACGAAGAAAACGAUGAUGUCGAGAUCAUAGAACAGUUAGUUGAUACCAUAUCGGUAUCUUCGAUGGAUUCGGAACCUCCCACAGUGAUGUCGACGGUCCGGAUCAAGGUCGAAAAGGAUACCGACAGUUGUCAGGCAAUAGAGUCGGACCCUAUUGAUAGUUCCUGGAGCGUGGACAGCUAUAGUAAUCCCUCCGAAACGGAACACCACUGGGAAUUACGGCGGAGAUUUAUGCAACGCUACAAAACCGUCAUUCCGGAAGAGCAGCUGGUUCCUUUGGCUCAAGCGUUCGUAAAUGUGCAACUACUGGGUACGGUUUACAGUCCGGAGGUUAUGUCCCAGCUGGAGAAACUAGGACGACCAGUAGCCGAACAGUUCCAUUAUCUGUUCAGCCGGAAAACCGCUCGCCGUUAUAUGGUACCUGGUUCGAAAGCUGCCAAUCGUUGGAUACACGGCAUCAACGAGGCCCAAGUAGCUGGCCAACGACGAAAACAGGCAGCGCUUAUGUUAUCCCCGGUCAGUACGAUCGGAUCGAUUGACGAUGUUUUCCACAACUUCGUCCUUCUCGAUGACGAUUUGGACAAAAGCGCCCGGGAAUUCGACAUGCUGCAGCGUGGGCGAUUUGUUUGGACGGUCAAGAUGUGCGAAAAAGGCAGUUGGCAGGUUUCGGCGUCUGCGGCCGGUUAUCCCCUGGCAAACGCAUGCGGCCAAUGUAAAAAAGCCAAACGCAAAGCCAGGGAGACAGUCAUGCAGCUGAUGCGACGGAAAUGCUACCACAUUAUGUCAAAUCCAAACUACUGCUGGAUUCAUUCUACCGUUGAUCGGUUGAAAUCUCCCAUCGAGCUUGAUUUCAACGGGAAUCCGUAUGAAGAGAAGACAACCAGUCCGAAUGGCUCAGCGGCCCCGAAAAGAAAGAAGGACCAACUGAAGGAGGACAACAUCGGCUAUCGCAUGCUGAAGAAGCUCGGAUGGGGUGGCGGCCCGUUGGGCAAACACAAAGACGGCAUUGUGGAUCCGAUCGAGGUGCAGGCCAAGCGCGGCCGUCGGGGUUUGGGUCAGGUGGAUCUGAAGCACCUGGCAUCUGAGAUCGCAACCGGGCAGCGAGAUUUGAACACGGUUCCGUUUCAGAUUGAUGUUAAUUUUUAUAGGGAUAUCAUGAGAAAUUUUAAGGCAAAACAAAUAGGAUAUGAUUUGAUCUUUUCCGCCGAAUUUAGUGAAGUGGAAAGAAUGCUGUUAUUUAAAUUAGCUGCCGAGCAGCAGCUCCACUGCUCCGAAAUCACUUACAAUCAUGAGCAGUACCAUUUUGUGCUGCUCAAGCAUCGGAUUUCGCCGCACGAACUGCUGGUGAAGAUCCUGGUCGAACGACACCCUAUCUAUAGUGCCUUGUACUUGGUAGAACCUCCGCUGGAGGACCAAGGGCUACACAAUAAAGUACUUGAACUGUUGAGUUUUACCUAA
Uranotaenia lowii is the source of this 1737-nucleotide messenger RNA. RefSeq lists its product as uncharacterized. Gene Ontology annotation, molecular function: nucleic acid binding. The record is from RefSeq and is a predicted model, not a curated record. The transcript has 4 exons. NCBI's taxonomy places the organism in Eukaryota, Metazoa, Arthropoda, Insecta, Diptera, Culicidae. Bases 112 to 1737 code for a protein of 541 amino acids.